CCCUCUCUCUUGUACGCAUGUCUUCCUGUCUUCCUGUCUGCUCGUGCUAGAGGACGUUGGUGUCACAGAGAGAAGAGGAGCUGUUUAAUCUACAUUCAGUUAAUAACCCUUAAAGGAAGAAGACCAGUAACAACCACCAUGUUUGUCCGCACCGUGAGACCCGCAGUGAGUCUGUCCCGCAGCCUGUCCUCGUCCUCCCGCUGCCCGGCCCGGGUGGCGGUUCUGGGAGCGUCUGGAGGGAUCGGCCAGCCUCUCUCUCUGCUGCUGAAGAACAGUCCUCUGGUCAGCCAGCUGUCUCUCUACGACAUCAACCACACUCCCGGUGUAGCAGCAGACCUCAGCCACAUCGAGACCAGAGCCACGGUGACCGGCCACAUGGGCCCGGACCAGCUGGACGCGGCUCUGCAGGGCUGUGACGUGGUGGUGAUCCCAGCAGGGGUCCCGAGGAAACCCGGCAUGACCCGGGAUGACCUCUUCAACACCAACGCCACCAUCGUGGCCACCCUGGCUGACGCAUGCGCACGCAACUGCCCGGAAGCCAUCAUCUGCAUCAUCGCCAACCCGGUGAACUCCACCAUCCCCAUCACCUCAGAGGUCAUGAAGAAGCACGGCGUCUACAACCCCAACAAGGUGUUCGGGGUCACCACGCUGGACAUCGUGAGAGCCAACGCCUUCGUGGCCGAGCUGAAGGGUCUGGACCCGGCUCGGGUCAACGUGCCGGUGAUUGGAGGUCACGCCGGGAAGACCAUCAUCCCUCUGAUCUCCCACUGCACCCCUAAAGUAGAGUUCCCCGCCGACCAGCUGGCCGCGCUGACUGGACGCAUCCAGGAGGCCGGCACCGAGGUGGUGAAGGCCAAAGCCGGAGCCGGGUCCGCCACGCUCUCCAUGGCCUACGCCGGCGCCCGCUUCACCUUCUCCGUCCUGGACGCCAUGAACGGAAAGGAAGGCGUGGUGGAGUGCAGCUACGUGAGAUCCGAGGAGACCGAGUGCAAGUACUUCUCCACGCCGAUCCUGCUCGGGAAGAACGGCAUCGAGAAGAACCUCGGGAUCGGCAAGCUGACCGCCUUCGAGGAGAAGCUGGUCGCCGACGCCAUUGGCGAGCUGAAGGGCUCCAUCAAGAAGGGCGAGGACUUUGUGGCCAACAUGAAGUGAACGUGUUAGGGGCGUUGAGUCAGAUUGUAAUUUGUUUCGUCUUAACUUAAAGGCGUCUGGGUAAAUCUCAACAUCCGUCACAGUGUUUCUUCUUCUGGUUUGUGUUCUGGCAGUCGGGUCAUGUGGACUCAGAAAUCCUGGGUUUCAACCGAUGUAUCAUUUCCCCUUUAACCUGUUCAGACAUGGCUUCAUCUCGCACUAUGUUUGCUGUACUGCUGUGACUUCUAUCUAUAUUUUGCAAAAUGUGAAAUUUAAAAACAAGACUUUAUAUUUUCAUGUACAGUCUGUAUUAACGGGGAUUUCUCUGCUUCCAGAACGAGGAGGGAAUACUGUCAGCAUGCCUGUUGAUGCAAAUAGAUGUUAACUGAUGAGCAAAAUAACUCUCCACCAAUAAACAGUUUAGCUUUAAAACAUGA
Messenger RNA from Sebastes umbrosus (honeycomb rockfish), 1568 nucleotides. RefSeq names its product malate dehydrogenase 2, NAD (mitochondrial) (gene mdh2). Lineage: Eukaryota; Metazoa; Chordata; Actinopteri; Perciformes; Sebastidae. The coding region runs from base 139 to 1152 and encodes 337 amino acids. The record is from RefSeq and is a predicted model, not a curated record. Gene Ontology annotation, cellular component: cytoplasm; mitochondrion. The transcript has a single exon. Gene Ontology annotation, biological process: malate metabolic process; tricarboxylic acid cycle. Gene Ontology annotation, molecular function: L-malate dehydrogenase (NAD+) activity.